Molecule: messenger RNA, 1785 nt
Organism: Pogoniulus pusillus (Red-fronted tinkerbird)
Lineage: Eukaryota; Metazoa; Chordata; Aves; Piciformes; Lybiidae
Exons: 1
Coding region: 433-1785 (450 amino acids)
Source: RefSeq, a predicted model, not a curated record
GGACGCGAGAUCCGCAAACGUGCAGCUUCGCUGUAAACAAUGAAAUUGAGGGUUACUGCUGCUGCUCUAAUCCCCUGAAUGCCGGACCGGGCUGCUCCCCAGCAAUGCAUUUCGGGAUCCGCAGGAGGAUGCAGGCGGUUGCUGCAGGGCUUUAACUCGCACCUCUGUGUCUCUUCGGAAGGGGCUGGCGGGGCUGGAUGGUGCUUACAUGGACGCCGUGCGCCGGCAGGGAGCGGAGCUGCCGCCGCUGAAGCGGGGUCGUAACUCCCGGAGCGGGGUGUGACACGGGAGGAUUUUUUAAAAAGGAAAAAAGCACAUUAAAUUUCGGUUGCAGUAGCUUCUGGUUUGGCAUUUCGAUUCGGUGUUCCAGCAAAACAGGUCUCUUCACCACCUCCAUCUCCUGCAGCGGGCACGCUGCGAUGCCCGGGCUGGAUGCUGCCGCCUGAGGGGAGGAGAGCAGCGGGAACAGACAUGUAUCUUCUGGACAGCAGCGACCCGCCGGCUGCCGCCGCCGCCUCCUCUCCGGAGAAGAUGCAGCGAGGCACCCCCCAGAGAAAAACCGUCUACCGCAUCUCCGUGACCAUGGUGAAGAAGGAGCUGCUGGGACCAGAGAGCGGCCAUCCCGGACCGGAGCUGCCCCGUCGCGGGCGCCGUGGAGGGAGCCGGGCGCCGGGCUCUUCCAGUCUCACCAGAGCUGGGCUGCUACUGGUGGAGGAGGAGGAGGGUGAGGAGGAAGGCGAGGAGCGGGACAGAGUUCCUCCCAGCCCCUGCGGAUUUCGCAACUUCAGGACCCUCAGCACCGGGCAGCUGGAACUGGGCCGCCUCAAGGUGCCGCGGAGAGCCGGGCAUCCGUUCGCUGCUGAGCUCACCCUCGGGAGAUUGCGGGACAGCCCGGACCCGGACGGCAGCGGCGGGGAGCCGGCGGCCACCUGCGGCCGGACUGAAGUCGCAACCUCCCCCGAGGAGGAGGAUGGGGAUCUGGGGGCCCACGACCAGUCGGCAGGCCGCUCGGGCGAGGCCCCGCAGGCGGAGGAGCUGGGGCAUAGUCCCCGGCGGCAGCCGGGCCUGCUGCGGCGGAGCUUCAGCUUCAGGCACUGGAGCGGCGGCAGCGGCAGCGGGGAGGUGUUGCGGGUGCGGGCGCUGAGCCGGGUACGGAGGCACAGCAGCUCCGGCUGUCUCCCCGGGCCGCCGUCGGGCCAGGGUGCCAGGGCGCAAGGCUCGCCACUGGCCACCGUCCCCAGUGUCCCCCCCGAGAAGCGCAACACGCUGGACGUGGGCGAGGUGCUGAGCCAGGCGGACCCGCUCUCCCGGCUAGAGCGCUGGGAACGGAGCAAGAGCAAGAACCGAACUCUGGAUAACAGCGACCUGCAGCGGCUUUCCGAGCGGCUGGGGAGGGAGGGCCCUGCCGCCGCCGUAGCCCACGAGCACCGACUGCUGCGCUUCUUCAGCGGCAUCUUCGCCCGUAAGGACGGCACCACCGCCCUCUUUGGCAGCCCCCACGGGCGAUCCCCACGCAGCAGCUUCGCCAGGUCAAGGGCAUACUUUAGCAGCCUCAGGAGAGCCACCGUGGACAUGCAGUCUAGCUCCGAGAGCAUCAACGGGUCCCCCCACAAAGGUGCCCUUCCUUGUUCCGUCUCGGGGGGGUGGUGUAUUUGCUGCAAAGCUCUGUGUCGGUGGCGAGGGAUAGCGGGAUCAAAUAAUAUUUGUGAGGAGAAGGGAGAUGCUGCACUGGGAUACGUGAGGGUUGCCUGCAGUAGUAGGUAUGGCGUGGUUUUAAGCAUGUGA